Molecule: messenger RNA, 1915 nt
Organism: Pyricularia oryzae 70-15
Lineage: Eukaryota; Fungi; Ascomycota; Sordariomycetes; Magnaporthales; Pyriculariaceae
Exons: 2
Coding region: 198-1685 (495 amino acids)
Biological process (GO): transcription elongation by RNA polymerase II
Cellular component (GO): Cdc73/Paf1 complex
Molecular function (GO): RNA polymerase II complex binding; chromatin binding
Source: RefSeq, a predicted model, not a curated record
AAAAUAGUGGAUCCGAGCUUGCAGCUCCUAGCGAACUAGACAAGCUCCCUUCUGUUUUAACAUCAAAAAGUCACGUCAAGCCACAAAACACGCAAAAUCAUCAACGCAUGAACCGCCAUUACAUCUCAAUUUGUUGCUAUAGAGCUCGGUAACAAUCGACUUGGUACAAACGCUGGGGAACAAAGAAAAAGUAAACAAUGUCACAAUCAGCGUCUCGCGGCGGCGAACGCAUGGUUCACCAGGACUUCAUCGCGCGCAUCAGAUAUUCGAAUACGCUUCCUCCACCACCAAAUCCGCCAAAACUCCUCGAGAUUCCUAAUACCGGCCUUGCCAGUGGGCAGUACACAAAUCCCGGUUUCGCAUCGCGUCUUGCACGAGAACAACCCCUCAACAUUGAAGCCGAUGCAGAGCUGGGCAUGCCAUUGGACCUGGUGGGAAUGCCAGGCGUCUUCGAUGGUGAUGAGAGCUCAAUCCAGGCCCCUGCGCAAAACCCUACGAUACACCCUCACGACAGGCUGCUGCUGCGACCACUGGCAACGCUAGGGAAGCCCAAAGCCAACGACGCUGCCGUCUCCUUCUUGAGGAGAACCGAAUACAUCGCCACUGCAAAGCGCGCGCCGAGCGAUGGAGUCAGUCCCUUCAUUAAAUCGACGAACAAGCGACCAGGGCAGGCGGGCCCAGCGGCCCGGAGGGCCUUGAAGCGGCCAAGUCCGGAGAUUGACGAAGACGCAGGCACGCCGGCGCACGUCAAGCGCAAGAUCGCGCAGUCGUUUGAGACGGCGGCCCGCGACCUUGCGGACCCGAACAAGCAUGUGCGACACCCGCGCGGCCGCAACGCCGUCGUGAAGGAGGUGCUCCCGCUCCUGCCUGACAUGGACGCGUUCCCCGACAGCGGCGCAUACGUGACGGUCAAGUUCUACACACCACCGCUGACGGGCGUCGCCGACGCCAAGCCGAGCGUCUACGACACCCGCAUGCUGUCGGCCGUGCUCAAGCCGGCGCCCAAGACGGAGCAGGAGAUGGAGCGCCUGCGCAGGCUCGAGGAGGCGUACCAGCGCGACCCGGCCAACGUGCCCAAGCCGCCGCCCAGCACCGAGCUGGACUUUUACCUUCCCGACACCACGGCGGCGGGGGCCAAUUUCCGGCGCAAGUUCGACGUGGCCGACCCGGAGAAGGACGACGCGGCUCUGUACACUUCGGGCGAGUACUUCCAAUUCAAUCGCAUCCGACGCUACGAGACGGCCGAGGAGGUGGAGCUUGACCACACCAGCAAAUACGACGUCGAGGUGCUGCUGUCCCUCGGCGACGAGGACAACGGCACGGGACGCGCCGCCGCGCUCUUCUAUCCCGUCAUGCAGCGUAGCGUCAUCAAGUCGCAGCGCGGAAAGAACAUCCUGCGCACGCGCGGUCUCAUCGGAGGCCAGGACGAGGAGGAGAUCAUUGACCAGCUCGACGUCACGGUUGACGAUGCACCGGCGGAUAUGCAGGAGAUGAUGGACUACUUCAAGAACCAGCCGCGGGUCGACCCCAACGCGGGAUUGGAGGAGGAGGAUGCUGCUGCCGACGACGGGGAUCGUGAGAAGCAGGGUUCACCGGCUGGCCGUGACGGCAGCCCAGACUCUGUGAACGGCAGGGCGGGUGGCGAUUCGGAGGAGCAGGAUGCUGAGGGUGAUGAAGAGGAGUAAAUUGACGUAGCGGGCGUGGGCCGUGGGCCGGUCGAGCAAGCGCGGAGAUUGGUGGCCUGUAAUACAUUUGUAGCAAUAUAGGUGCAACUUGCUCAGGUGCAGACUUCUAUCAAGUAUCGUACUUGUGUGCUUGCGUGUGAUGGAGUCCAGCUUUUUUGGUCGUAAACUCCGUCAGUCUCUGGUUCACCUCAAAACUUGAGACCAUAUAUAUGUAUUCCAAUACAACAUCA